Messenger RNA from Necator americanus (New World hookworm), 1746 nucleotides. RefSeq lists its product as uncharacterized. The transcript is spliced from 16 exons. The record is from RefSeq and is a predicted model, not a curated record. Lineage: Eukaryota; Metazoa; Nematoda; Chromadorea; Rhabditida; Ancylostomatidae. The coding region runs from base 1 to 1746 and encodes 581 amino acids.
AUGAUUUGUUAUCUUAUCACUUACGAACUUGAAGAAGUGUCUUUGACGGCGUUACUUGGUUUACUGAAGAAAUCCUAUGUGGACUCUCGUGCUGUUAUCCGAAGAGAUCCACAUGUUGCAUUAUUGGCACAAAUCCUCAACGAUACUCCAAUAUAUAGAGCGAUUUGUUCGGUACUUCUCGAAGAUGUGAAUGUUCAAGAUCAAACGACUAGAACCUCAAGGAGAACGUCCGCUCCAGCAUUGCCUGCUAUUGAACUGUUAUCAAUUGCGGUCUCUCGCUACGCUGCCUUAAAAGCUUCGAUUCGUAGCACUGAUUCCGACAUAAUGCUCGCUCCGCUACAUACUUUACUAUUAUCGCCACUGCAGCCGUCUGGUUUAAAUGUUCUGGAUAUUUUGCUGCUUUAUUUGGAAGAGGGUGACGAUCUGCCAGGACACGCGUUAUAUGCAGCUCGUAUUCUGAGGGAAUUAUGUGCGGUGAGGCCAUCACUACAGACCCGUAUGGUUGAGUUGUUGAGAGCCCGGCGAAUGGUAACACGUAAUGCUCGUGCUAUUCGUGGUAUUUUGAAUCCGGGCACGAUACGGUACACUGUUUCGGAUUUGGUAGCCAUAGAGUAUGACGAAACUGAUCCGAUUCGCAUGAGAGGCGAAGCGGCGCUUGUUGUACUUGAGACAUUAUCAGACUCAAUUGAGACUGAUCCAGCUGGAAAUAAUCUGUGCUUCUUACUGUUCGGCUUCAAGCCGACCGUCGACAUAUCUGGCCAAUUAUAUGAUAUCGACGCACCUCCAACUGGUUUUCAUCAAGUUCUUUCGAUCCUGGAACAAUUCAUUGCCGCUCCGGAUCCCUUCCAGUUACGAUUUUCUGCACUAAUUGAGCCAGCUUUUCGUCUACUGCAACGAUUGGUCUCAGUAGAUUGCAUCUUUUCGUCGUCAGUGCUUCGCUUUGUUCGAUCUAUGAAUUUGAUCCAGCAACUUGUUACGUCGCCAUUUUUAUCAACACCAUUAUCACAGAAUCAUUCCGACGGUCCCACGCUUCUUUCCGUAACACGUAUGAUCUCUGGAUCAAUCUUGCAUCUAGCGGCUUUAGAAGUGUCGUCUCUGUUAAAGUCCGGGCACUUCAACCAACCACAUGAGAUUUAUAGCACAUUGUUGGAACCAUCAGAGGCUGUCAUAAGUCAUGAAGAAACUACAGAAGGAGGCGUGAAUAAUUUGCUAUUCAGUCUACUUCGACAUGGUCAUAUUGAUCUCACUGAAGAAAUUGAUUAUCCGCGUUUGGUUCACUUCAACGCUCAGAAACUCCAUGCGUUAUUUGACACUUGCAAAACAACUACAGUAUUCAAUAUUGCUCAGUACGACAUACUGUAUUUACAUGCAUUGUUAACCCGAGAAAUUGUCAGCACUCAAGCUGAGGACCCAACGGCUGCCACUAGAGAGAUGGAAGCGGUUUUAACCUAUGGAACUGAUAUCAAUGCGCAACUUCUUCAAAGAGGCGCAUCCGAACAACUUGUAUCUGGUUGUACAGCACUACUAAAUGUGAUGGCAUUGUUUGCACCAGUGCCGUUCUUUUCAAUAGCUGUCCAACAUGAUGUGCUCACCGAUGCUGCAUUUUUAUUGGUCGAAUAUGUCAGUGGAUGUGGCGCCGAAGAACAGGUGGCCGUUUGCGCAACACUACUCCGAUUGUGCAAAACUAUAUGCGCUCUCGCUAAGCAAGAGUAUCCAGAGAAUCAUCUUUGUAACUAUAUUUAUUGA